This is a messenger RNA of Columba livia (rock pigeon), 810 nucleotides long. RefSeq names its product interleukin 1, beta (gene IL1B). Gene Ontology annotation, biological process: immune response; positive regulation of gene expression; cellular response to lipopolysaccharide. Lineage: Eukaryota; Metazoa; Chordata; Aves; Columbiformes; Columbidae. Gene Ontology annotation, molecular function: cytokine activity; interleukin-1 receptor binding. The record is from RefSeq and is marked provisional.
AUGGCGUUUGUCCCUGAUUUGGACACACUGGAGAGCAGCAGCCUGAAUGAAGAGACGUUUUAUGGCCCAAACUGCCUCUGCCUGCAGAAGAAACCCCGCCUGGACUUGGAAGCGACAUCACCCGGAGUGGGCAUUCAGGUGAUGGCGACCAAGGGACACCCCACCAGGACCUUUCGCCGUGCCGCUGUCCUCAUGGUGGCCAUCAGCAAGCUCCUGAAGCGACCGGCACACAAGGACUUUGCUGACAGUGACCUUGGGGACUUCCUGGAUGAUAUUUUUGAGCCCGUUUCCUUCCGCCGGAUCGAGAGCAGCUACGCCGGGGCACCCGUCUACCGCUACACCCGCUCCCAGUCCUUCGACAUCCUCGACAUCGCCCAGAAGUGCUUCGUGCUGGAGUCACCCACCCAGCUGGUGGCUCUGCACCUGCAGGGACCCUCCGCUGGGCAGAAAGUGAAGCUCAACAUCGCUCUGUACCGUCCCCGGUCACCGCAGGACGGCCUGGGCAGCGGGCGGGUGCCGGUGGCCUUGGGCAUCAAGGGCUACCAGCUCUACAUGUCGUGUGUGCUGAGCGGCGCUGAGCCCGUGCUGCAGCUGGAGGAAGCCGACAUCAGGAGGGACAUCGAGAGCGUGGAGCUGACCCGCUUCAUCUUCUACCGCCUGGACAGCCCGACCGAGGGGACAACCCGCUUCGAGUCGGCCGCCUUCCCCGGCUGGUUCAUCUGCACGUCCCUGCAGCCCCGCCAGCCCGUCGGCAUCACUGACAAGCCCGACCAGGUCAAUAUUGCCACCUACGCGCUGAGCGGGCACUGA